This is a messenger RNA of Phytophthora infestans T30-4, 429 nucleotides long. RefSeq lists its product as uncharacterized. The transcript is spliced from 3 exons. The record is from RefSeq and is a predicted model, not a curated record. NCBI's taxonomy places the organism in Eukaryota, Oomycota, Peronosporomycetes, Peronosporales, Peronosporaceae. The coding region runs from base 1 to 429 and encodes 142 amino acids.
AUGGGAGGCGGAUCGCUGUUUCAAGUCGGCGAGGCUGUCGAGUUCUGGCGGGUAUUGGUACACUUGAGUAUCCUGGCCUUCUGUCUGGUCCUCUUCGAGGCUGCUCUCCACCAUGUGGAGCACAAACUCUCUCGAUAUGACAAGUAUCAGCACAUGCUUCGCAAGGCAUAUCGAGAGCUCAUGGUCCUUGGUUUAUUGAGUCUCGGACUUAAACUACUGAAGGAGGUACCGGGCAUUCACGCCGACAGUAAAACCAUGUUAGCGUUCCAGGUAGCCGACCUGACCAUCUUCAUCCUGGCACUGGCGUUAAUUCUCCAAGCCAUUGUCGUCUUCUCGCAGCUACGCAAGCACAACAAGGUGGCGGAUCGGACAGAAUUAAUCACUGCUCAAGAUCUGGAGAUCCUCAAGCAAACCAGAUCUCACAUAUGA